AUGGAAUACACAUCUUUUCGAGGCGGAGACCGCCUAACAUAUUCGCAAAUGCGACAGAAGCCUCUACCUCGUGAUACCUUCUUUAGCCUCAAGAAUGACUCUCAGCUACUAGAGCGACCAAUCUCAGUAGCAACAGAAUUCGUGGAUACUGACUGGGAGGAAGAGGAUGAGAUCAUUAGUGACGAGGAAGACAACUCCCCUCGCAUAAGCUUGCAAUCGGCUGGGCAGCCUAGUUUCACAACAGUUUCUUCCUAUGAUGAGGUUCCCACGCCAAGGUCGAGUAGAAGCCAGGAAGUUCAUCUUGAGUAUUCCCCGAAGCAAGUUGAAGGUCCUCGAGGACCUCACCUGUUCCGCAACUCGAGUGAUCAAUACUCGUCUACCGAAGAGGACAUCAUUCUGACUUUAUCGCCCAUCACCCCCAAGGGACCACGAAAUAUUGCCGACUUUCUCAUGACAACUCAGCCACCACCUCGAGCAGGUCCCUUCCAGUAUACCGAUGAGGAACUUGACACCACAACUCUGGCAUCAUGGACCACCGAGAUGGUUGCCCAGGCUAUGCUCAACGCUGGCGUUGAGCUGUCUGUGGCAGACCGGUUUAUGGAGAAUGAUAUCAGUGGGGCGAUUUUGAUCACAUUGAAGUUUGAAGAUCUUAAGGAGCUCAACAUCCAAUCUUUUGGUAUCAGGACCAAGGUCUGGCAUCAAAUCCAGGCAUUGAGAGACAGCCGGCCCGCCUCACCUCGGCCAGGAACACCCAUUGAGGAUGUACCAAGCAGAGAUGUUGUGAGAGAGGUGCGAAGAGGGGAUGACAACGGGCUUCGACAUCGCCAGAGCAGCAAGCGAAGGCACCGAGCAAGAACAAACGGAGAUGACAUUACACCCAUGGAGUCUGUCUCUAUCAUCGGCAUCGAACAGGUCAUUCCCAAGCCUCAUAACUGUUCCAAGGGAGAGAACUGCUCCAAGUUCAGGAAACAACAGCAACUCAUCAAGGCUUUCAAGAAAGAAUAUCCUCAUGUAGAUAUCAACGCCACAGGCACAGUCAUGGUCGGUGAUGCUGGCAAUCCCGAGACAGCCAAGGCAUUGGAUCCCAACAAGGUGCGCCCUGUGUCAGAUGCCGUACCUUCAGUUGUCGCAUCCUCAGAUGUCAUGGGUCCUGGUAUGCCUCCUCUCCAAUACCUCUACGAGGCAUCUCUCCGUGGCGUUCAAUCCCGAGAUCCUCAAGACAACGUGAGGCAAUUCCUCAGUUUCCAGCACCAACACCAACAUGUGGGAGAGUGUAGUGAAGAGGUGCCUCCCACGCCUCCUUUUGAUGGAAUGCCAAACGCACAGGCCCAGCUUCCUCAUCAAGGCCUUCGCCGACUGCCUAAGCUCUCUAUCCCUGGGAAGCCUCAGCUUCCACCUUCGCGUCUGGGUGCCUCUUCUGUACCCCCACCACAAAAGAAGCAGGUACAGCAUCAGUCAUUUGCGCAACACCAGCAGCAACAACAACAACAACAACAACAACUACAACAACAGCAACAAAAGCAACAACCUACCUUUGUACCUUACCAGAUGGAAAGGACCAGCCCUCGAUCUCCCGAUCUGGAAGUGACACCCAGGAACAGCUUUCGUCACGGUACACCUUUUUCAGAACUCGAUGUUCCUGUUACAGCUGUACCUAUUGGCCCUGUUGCCCGAGACUUCUCUCAAUCUGUUCCUCCUGACAUGAACUACCGCACAUCCCCCACCAACAAUGUUUCACCUCCUCGUUGCCAAUCUCGCACCUCAGCCCGCCGCCCAUCUUUCCCUGUGAUGCCAGCUCUGGAGGAGAACAAGCCCAUCUUCUCCAGCCGCCCUGCCCAAGGAUCCUCGUCACCUAAGUCACCACGAGGCUCCCGAGCCCAGCAGCCCCUUCAGCCACCUCCUCGUGAUAACCUACCCUUCUCUCGUGGUCAUCUCAACGGAUCUGAGAAAGUCUUGGUACCAUCUAUUACUCCUCUUGGUGCUAAAGGCAAGUCUCCCUCCGCUGAUCCUGCCAACGGCAUCAGCCAUCAAGGUCCCAUGAAGAAGCGAAAGACCAAGAUGCUUCGACACGAGUGGCAGGAUGGCUACUUCACUAUCAAGGGCACUCGUCUCAACAUGCACAAAGACUCCGAAGAGCUGGACCGAACUCUUGAAUAUGUGGACAUUGAUGACUACGCUAUUGCAUGCUCGAGUGUUGCAUCUUCUUCCAAGCUCACUGCUGCCUUUAAGACAAUGCAUCUUUCUCGUGGCAGCCACAGCCGCGAGAAGAGUGAUCCUGUAGGAGCAUUUGCUUUCCAACUCAUUCCACAGGACAAGAACACUGCCCGACUUCGCAAGCGUGAGAGUCACAUUCAGCCUGCUGGCGCCAUUCCUGUUGAAGGUGUCAAUGGCACAGGCAAGACACACCAUUUUGCUGUGAAGAACCGAGAUGACCGCAUCGAUUGGAUGCGUGAGCUCAUGCUCGCAAAGGCCUUGAGGCAGAAGGGCGAAGGCUUCGAGAUUAGUGUUAACGGUAACAUGAUCUAA
Fusarium sp. VM40 is the source of this 2526-nucleotide messenger RNA. The record is from the annotation of a GenBank genome assembly. NCBI's taxonomy places the organism in Eukaryota, Fungi, Ascomycota, Sordariomycetes, Hypocreales, Nectriaceae.